Molecule: messenger RNA, 1266 nt
Organism: Asparagus officinalis (garden asparagus)
Lineage: Eukaryota; Viridiplantae; Streptophyta; Magnoliopsida; Asparagales; Asparagaceae
Product: probable protein phosphatase 2C 1
Exons: 11
Coding region: 314-982 (222 amino acids)
Source: RefSeq, a predicted model, not a curated record
GGUGGGCAGCAGCUCUCUAGAGCUCAUAACCCCGCUCUCUCAACGAUUUUUUCUUUCUUCUCCUUUGACCCCCUUCAAAUCUUUGGCCUUUCCAUCUAAAAAGAGACCACUUUUCUCCGCGCCUGCUCGCAUUAGAACGAUUGAUGGGAUGACGUUGGCAUGAACGUAGGUCGGAAUUGUCUUUCUCUGUUGGAACUCAUCUAAUUCCACACCCGGCUAAGGUUGAUAAAGGUGGUGAAGAUGCAUUUUUCGUAAGCGGGUACAAUGGCGGAGUUCUUGCUGUUGCUGACGGUGUUUCGGGCUUUCCUUUUUAAUGGUUGACAGAUGGGCUGAAAAGAAUGUCGACCCUGCGCUUUUUUCUCAAGAGUUGAUGGCGAAUGCUUCGGGUCUUGUUACGGAUGAGGAGGUCGAUUACAACCCGCAGAUCCUCUUGAGAAAGGCUCAUGCUGCAACCUCCUCCAUGGGAUCAGCUACUGUUAUUAUUGCCAUGCUGGAGAAGAACGGAACUCUGAAGAUUGCGAGUGUUGGAGAUUGUGGGCUACGAGUGCUUAGAAAUGGCCAAGUGAUAUUUUCUACGCAACCACAAGAGCACUAUUUUGACUGUCCUUACCAACUAAGCUCUGAGAUAAUUGGCCAAACUUAUCGUGAUGCCAUGGUCUGCAGCUUAGAGUUAAUAGAAGGAGACACUAUUGUUAUGGGUUCUGAUGGACUUUUUGAUAAUGUAUUUGAUCAAGAAAUUGUUUCCAUCAUUUACAGGAUCGACGAUGUGACACCAGCUGCCAAGGCAUUAGCUGAUCUAGCAAGCAGUCAUUCAACCGAUACAGACUUUGAUUCACCCUAUAUUAUCGAAGCAAGGAGUAGGGGGUUUGAUGUUCCCUUGUGGAAGAAAAUUCUUGGAAAGAAACUAACAGGUGGUAAGCCAGAUGAUAUCACUGUGAUAGUGGGGAGAGUUGUAUCUUUGCCAAAUGAUUCAAGAGCAUAAAAGCACUGCUAUCAGCAAAAUUCAUAGAUCAAGUCUAACGCCCCUUCGAUGAAUGACCCAUAAUGAUGUAUUAUAUUUACCACACAAAGCUCCACAUAGAGAGUUUCUCCAUUGAGUAUAAAUUCAGAUCUUUUCUCGAGAGUGUUUUAGGAAACACAUUUUUAUUUUGUCUUAUUUUUCCAGCAUUAGCCAUGUAAUCUAAAGAAAGGUCAAGUAUGUAUAGAAAUGUUCUUAAAUUUGAUUUGUGCCUCUUUGGUUUAUAUAAUACGUAGGCAUGAUAAAUG